This is a messenger RNA of Branchiostoma belcheri (Belcher's lancelet), 2248 nucleotides long. Its product is annotated as CD2 antigen cytoplasmic tail-binding protein 2-like. The coding region runs from base 141 to 1247 and encodes 368 amino acids. Gene Ontology annotation, molecular function: protein binding. The transcript has 2 exons. The record is from RefSeq and is a predicted model, not a curated record. Lineage: Eukaryota; Metazoa; Chordata; Leptocardii; Amphioxiformes; Branchiostomatidae. Gene Ontology annotation, cellular component: U5 snRNP.
CCUCGUUUUUGAAACGUUUUUUCUGCUCUCCAAGGCUGCAAGACUGAAGUGACAAAAUAGGAGAUUUUGCUGUGUUCUGAAGAUACACGUCGCGGUUGAAGAGUCCUCGAGUACCCUGAGGUAUCUGUGUGGUUGCAAGUAUGAGUAAACGUAAAGUGCAGUUUGCGGACCGUAGUGAUGAUGAUGAUCUGGAUGACCAGUUGGAGGCCCUGGGGGGGGAGGGUGGUGGCGGGGACAAACCCAGCCGACCGUCCCGCUUCAAGGAGAAACACUCGCUGGACAGCGACGAGGAGGACAAGGAAGACGACGAUGACAAGGGACGUCUGAGCGACGAGGACAUCGAAGGGCAGGAGGACGACACCAUCAUGUUUGACGGCGACAUCCGCGUCACCCCGUUCAACCUCAAGGAGGAGAUGGAAGAAGGACACUUCGACAAACACGGGCACUUCGUCGCCGACAAGGAGGAAGAGAUCCGCGACAACUGGCUGGACAACAUCGACUGGGUCAAAAUCAAGAAGACAGAAGAGCUACAGAAAGAGAGAGAGGCCAGAGGAGGACAGGACAUGCAGGAUGAGGCAGAAGAGAGGAGUGAGUUGGAGGUGCUGAGGGAAUCACUGCAGUACAUGAAACCUGGUGAGACGGUCGCCAAGGCCUUGCGCAGGCUGGGAGGGGGGAAGAAAGUGUCGUCCAACCGGAAGUGGCAGACUAAAAAGGCAAAGGUGGAUGAUGUGAAGGAAGGAGAAAAGAAGGAGGAAGAAAAGAAAGAACCCACCGAGGAGGACAAGGCCAAAACUGACAUGUUGAGGUUGACGGAGUGCGCUGACUACUUUGUCCAGCGUGGCAACUACGAGUUUUACCAGUUCACUUACGAGAGAAUUAACUACCAGCUGAAGGGACCAACAGUGCCAGGCAUGGCUUCAGGCUCGUCCAAAAGCGAGGAGGACAUUCUAGACAUGUUCGGGGACAGUCUUGACAAGGAGAAGGGAGGCAGCGCUCAGGCUAAGAAUGGAGACACAACAAACAACUCGGAGAGUAAGGAGAAAGGAGAAGAUCCAGUGUCAGAUGAAGUGUCGUGGGAGUUCAAGUGGGAGAACCAGCCGGAUGCGGAGGUGUACGGGCCACACCCCAGCUCACAGAUGCUCCAGUGGACAGAGGAGGGCUACUUCCCUGACGGUGUGUUUGUCAGGAAGAGUGGACAAACAGAGUUCUACAACUCCAAGAGAAUAGACUUUGAACUCUACACAUAGAGAAUAGAACCAUGAACUGUAUAAAUAGAAUAGGACUAUGAACUGUAUACAUAGAGGUUACAAGUUGAAUGAUUACUAAAAUUCAGGGCUCAAAAAACUGUGUUUACAAUUACAAAUGUAGGUGGAUGAGGACUUUUUUUGCUGCAUUGACUGUUACCACCUCAAUCACUCACUCACUCAAUAUUCGCUUUAGCGUCUGUUGUUCCUCGUCUUCUGAGGGUUAGACAUGCUUGCACCGAUGACUUUUACCACCUAUUAAGUUGGUAUUACCAUACUAUAAUGGUUUCUGAACAGUUUAUGGCAUGAUCCAUACUUCCUAAAUUCUGAGUGGUGCAGGUAAAAAUUUAUCUGUUGCAGAUAAUUUACAAUAUUUCCUGCACUGGUGUAUGUACAUGUAUGCAGAAAAAGGUAUUUGAGCCCUAAAAUUGUAUACAUAUGUGUGUGAUGGCCAAACUUUAAUCGGUUCCUAACACGUAGGACAGUCCUCUUUAAUAGUCAUGAAAUUUCAGUAUUAUUGUUGUGUUUUUUCUCUCUUCAAUGAUGUAGAUUCCAUAGAAUUGAUGAAAUAGUUGUUUGCACACAAAUCUCCUUAUUUACAUAUGUGAUAAUAUGAAUGGUUGAUGAUGAUUUAGAUCACAAAUACAUGUACAUGUAGUUGAUGUUGAUGUUGGAAGUCUUUCUGUUCUUAUAUUGGUUUGUGGUGGUGAAGUUUCCAUAUAGGUAGUAUGGCUCAAUAUUCGAGUAUGAAUGAAACCCCAUCAAACAUGUUACAUGAUGUUAUGUAGGAUGUUGAAAUGACUUAUUCAGAAUUAUGAAAUUGAGCAUUAGGUUAUGAUGGAAGAGCUGAUUUAUUUGAUAAUGUGUCUCAUGUAAGAAAUGUAUGAUAAUAAUAUGUGUGUUGUAGGUACGUCCAUAUCAUCUUGAUUUGUGGACAAGAUAUGACAUACCUGUAGAGAACUUACAAACGUAAUAAAAAUGAUAAUGAGCAAGCCCUUUCUCAC